CACCGAGAAAGCGAACGACAACAACGUAGUCGACGACCAUGCUCAGCGCCUCCUCGCUCUCCGCCAACUUCCUCUCCUCUCUUCUUCCUCCCAAGUCAACCCCACCACCUCCUCCUCCUCCCUCUUCGAGCGCAGUGACAUGGCUCCACCUCCCGCCCCAGCCCGCCGACGCCCACCGCCGGAAGUGGGAGCCGCUCGUGGCCGACGUUGGUCCGUCGCCGUCGCCGGCGGCGAUGUCGACCGCGUGCCCUGCGCUGGCGUACGCGAACACCCUUUUCUUCAAAUCGACGUAUAACGUGCAGAUAACCGUGGACGACAACGAGCCGGAGGAGAGGCUGGUGAAUCGGUUCAGGAGGGAGGUCGCCAAGGCCGGGAUCAUCCCAGAAUGCCGGCGCAGGCGGUUCUUCGAGACCCAGCAGGAGUACAGGAAGCGGAAGACUCGAGAAGCUGCCAGACGGAAUCGCCGGAGGCGCCCACAAGCUAAAUUGGCAAAGCAGGCUAAAAAAGAGAUGCCUCAGAAGAAAAGGGCCGAUGAUGAAGAAGAUGAUAACUGGGAUCUUCCUCAAGGAGACCUUCCAUACUGACUGAUCUUUACAUGCUGAAUGUUAAGAAGAUAAUAGAUGAACAGCACAGUUCUGGUGCGAGCAGUUGUGAAGCAGACGGUACUGUUCUAGCAUUGAAUGGCUUGUAGUGCUUUGGUGAGAGAGAAAUUUCAUCACAUUAGUCAGUUCCAAAGCAAUGCAGUGAAGAGA
This is a messenger RNA of Eucalyptus grandis, 752 nucleotides long. RefSeq names its product 30S ribosomal protein S21, chloroplastic-like. NCBI's taxonomy places the organism in Eukaryota, Viridiplantae, Streptophyta, Magnoliopsida, Myrtales, Myrtaceae. The transcript is spliced from 2 exons. Gene Ontology annotation, cellular component: ribosome. Gene Ontology annotation, molecular function: structural constituent of ribosome. Bases 39 to 584 code for a protein of 181 amino acids. The record is from RefSeq and is a predicted model, not a curated record. Gene Ontology annotation, biological process: translation.